CCGGAGGGGCUCACCCGGCGGCCGCCAGGGGGCAGGCGCGAGCCGCUGCCCCGCCGUGGGGCGGCUCCCGGUGAAGCCCCGCCCCUGCCCUCCCCGCCCCGCUGCCACAACGCGGCCGUCAUGUCCGGGUGCCGUAGGUUGGGAUUGGCCGGAUGCGGGCGGAAGUGUGGGUGGGGGUUGCCGCGGUUGCUGCAGUGACAGGGGCCGGGAGGGGGGCGGAGGAGGGUGAAGAUGGCGGCGCCGCCGCGUCGCUCCCAGCACCAUCACCACCAUCACCCGCCGCCACCGCCCGGACCGGCUUCGCCGCCGGCCGCCGCCUCGCCGCCGCGCAGCCCCAGCCUGGCACCGGCUGACCUCACCCCCGCCGCGCAGCGCCACAGCCUGGCCGGCCCCGAAGGCGAGGCUCCCCCCGACGCCGAGCGGCCUCCGGCCCCGGAGUGCUCGGAGGGUGCGGGCGCUGCCGCCCCGGCCCCGCCGUCGGGCUCGGGCAGCAGCUCCAGCAGUUCCUCCUCGUCCUCCUCCUCGUCUGCAUCGUCGUCCCUCGCGUCCAGCCCGGCGGCGGAGAGUCCCGAGGCGGCGGGCCCGGGCGCGGCGAGCGGGGCGUUCCGCGAGCUGCUGGAGGCCUGCCGCAAUGGGGACGUGACGCGCGUCAAGCGCCUGGUGGACACGGGCAACGUGAACGCCAAGGACAUGGCGGGCCGCAAGUCCACGCCGCUCCACUUCGCCGCCGGUUUUGGAAGGAAGGAUGUUGUAGAGCACUUGCUACAGACAGGAGCCAACGUUCAUGCUCGUGACGAUGGAGGGCUGAUACCCCUUCACAACGCCUGCUCUUUUGGUCAUGCUGAAGUGGUGAGCCUGCUGCUGUGUCAAGGGGCAGACCCAAAUGCUAGAGACAAUUGGAACUACACUCCUUUGCAUGAAGCUGCUAUCAAGGGGAAGAUAGAUGUGUGUAUUGUGCUGCUGCAGCACGGAGCUGAUCCAAACAUUCGGAACACUGAUGGGAAAUCUGCGCUGGAUCUGGCAGACCCUUCAGCAAAAGCUGUACUCACGGGUGAAUACAAGAAGGACGAACUCCUGGAAGCUGCUAGGAGUGGUAAUGAAGAAAAACUGAUGGCUUUAUUGACUCCUUUAAAUGUGAACUGCCAUGCAAGUGAUGGGCGUAAGUCCACUCCUUUACACCUAGCAGCAGGCUACAACAGAGUUCGAAUAGUCCAACUUCUGCUUCAGCAUGGUGCAGAUGUUCAUGCAAAGGACAAAGGUGGUCUUGUGCCUCUUCAUAAUGCAUGUUCAUAUGGACACUAUGAGGUUACAGAACUGCUGCUUAAGCAUGGUGCCUGCGUGAACGCCAUGGACCUCUGGCAGUUCACCCCCUUGCACGAGGCUGCCUCGAAGAACCGUGUGGAGGUCUGCUCCCUGCUCCUGAGCCAUGGCGCAGACCCCACCCUGGUCAACUGCCAUGGCAAGAGUGCAGUCGACAUGGCCCCAACGCCCGAGCUGAGGGAGAGGCUGACCUAUGAAUUCAAAGGACACUCUUUACUACAAGCAGCCAGAGAGGCAGACCUAGCCAAAGUGAAAAAGACACUUGCUUUGGAGAUCAUUAAUUUUAAGCAGCCACAGUCCCAUGAGACAGCACUGCACUGCGCUGUGGCUGCUGUGCAUCCGAAGCGGAAGCAAGUUACAGAACUAUUGCUCAGGAAAGGAGCAAAUGUUAAUGAGAAAAACAAAGAUUUCCUGACACCUUUGCAUGUUGCAGCUGAAAAAGCUCAUAAUGAUGUCAUGGAAGUUCUGCAUAAACACGGAGCAAAGAUGAAUGCACUGGACACACUUGGUCAAACAGCAUUGCACAGGGCAGCCUUAGCAGGCCACUUGCAAACCUGCCGGCUCUUGCUGAAUUAUGGCUCUGAUCCCUCCAUCAUCUCUUUGCAAGGCUUCACAGCGGCGCAGAUGGGAAAUGAAGCGGUGCAACAGAUUCUAAGUGAAAGUACACCUGUGCGCACAUCUGAUGUGGAUUAUCGGUUGUUAGAAGCAUCCAAAGCUGGGGACUUGGAAACUGUGAAGCAACUUUGCAGCCCUCAGAAUGUGAAUUGUAGAGAUUUGGAAGGCCGUCAUUCAACACCACUGCACUUUGCUGCAGGAUAUAACCGCGUAUCAGUGGUAGAGUAUCUGUUGCACCAUGGGGCGGAUGUGCACGCCAAAGAUAAAGGUGGCUUAGUUCCCCUGCACAAUGCCUGUUCUUAUGGACACUACGAAGUGGCUGAGCUCUUAGUGAGGCACGGUGCUUCUGUCAACGUGGCAGACCUGUGGAAAUUCACUCCUCUACAUGAAGCAGCAGCAAAAGGAAAAUAUGAAAUCUGCAAACUGCUUUUAAAACAUGGAGCUGAUCCAACAAAAAAGAAUCGAGAUGGGAACACUCCGCUAGAUUUGGUGAAAGAAGGAGACACAGAUAUCCAGGACUUACUGCGAGGAGAUGCUGCCUUGCUAGAUGCUGCCAAGAAGGGGUGCUUGGCACGAGUUCAGAAGCUAUGUACUCAAGAAAAUAUUAAUUGCAGAGACACCCAGGGAAGAAAUUCAACACCACUACAUCUUGCAGCUGGUUACAACAAUCUGGAAGUAGCUGAAUACCUUCUUGAGCAUGGUGCUGAUGUUAAUGCCCAGGACAAAGGAGGACUAAUCCCCCUACACAAUGCAGCAUCCUAUGGGCAUGUGGAUAUAGCAGCGCUGUUGAUCAAAUACAAUACAUGUGUAAAUGCAACAGAUAAGUGGGCAUUCACACCAUUGCAUGAAGCUGCACAAAAAGGAAGGACACAGCUCUGUGCUCUGCUCUUAGCUCAUGGAGCAGAUCCAACCAUGAAGAAUCAAGAGGGUCAGACACCACUAGACCUGGCAACAGCUGAUGAUAUCCGAGCUUUGCUGAUAGAUGCCAUGCCUCCAGAAGCUUUGCCUACGUGCUUUAAGCCUCAAGCCACUGUUGUUAGUGCCUCCCUGAUCUCACCAGCAUCUACGCCAUCCUGCCUCUCCGCUGCCAGCAGCAUAGAUAACCUGACCGGGCCACUGGCAGAACUGGCCGUAGGAGGGGCGUCAAACGCUGGUGAUGGAGCAGCAGGAACUGAAAGGAAGGAAGGAGAAGUUUCUGGUCUUGACAUGAACAUUACUCAGUUCCUAAAAAGCCUGGGUCUUGAACACCUUCGGGACAUCUUUGAGACAGAACAGAUAACCCUGGAUGUGUUGGCAGACAUGGGGCAUGAGGAGCUUAAAGAAAUUGGGAUCAAUGCGUAUGGACACCGCCACAAAUUAAUAAAAGGUGUGGAGAGACUUCUAGGAGGGCAGCAAGGCACCAAUCCCUAUUUGACUUUCCACUGUGUGAGUCAGGGAACCAUUCUCCUUGACCUUGCUCCUGACGAUAAGGAAUACCAGUCUGUAGAAGAGGAGAUGCAAAGUACAAUCCGGGAGCAUCGGGAUGGUGGAAAUGCUGGUGGGAUCUUCAACAGGUACAAUGUCAUCAGGAUUCAAAAGGUCGUAAACAAGAAGUUGCGGGAGAGAUUCUGUCACAGACAGAAGGAGGUCUCAGAGGAGAAUCAUAAUCAUCACAAUGAGCGCAUGUUGUUUCAUGGGUCUCCUUUUAUUAAUGCUAUAAUCCACAAAGGAUUUGAUGAAAGGCAUGCAUACAUUGGAGGAAUGUUUGGAGCUGGAAUUUAUUUUGCUGAGAAUUCCUCAAAAAGCAACCAAUAUGUGUAUGGGAUAGGGGGAGGAACAGGCUGUCCCACGCACAAAGACAGGUCCUGUUACAUCUGCCACAGACAAAUGCUCUUCUGUAGAGUGACCCUUGGAAAAUCUUUUCUUCAGUUCAGCACAAUGAAAAUGGCUCAUGCCCCUCCAGGGCACCAUUCUGUUAUUGGCCGGCCAAGUGUGAAUGGACUCGCAUACGCUGAAUAUGUUAUCUAUAGAGGAGAACAGGCAUACCCAGAAUAUCUCAUUACGUACCAGAUUGUGAAACCAGAAGCUCCCUCACAGACAGCAACAGCAGCAGAGCAAAAGACCUAGUAGCUACAGAGCAGUGAAGAAGGAAGUGACUUCAAUCUCGGGCUGGAUGGAUACAUGUUUCAGAAAAUCAGUAUCAUAUAAAAUCCUUAACAACCUGGAAAUAAGCUGUAUGUCUUUUAUAAAGCAUUGCUGUCUUGACGAAUACGAUAUGAGUAACUCUUGCAUACUCAACUGCUACUGUUCCUUCUGAGGAAAGUUUACAAGGGACUGCCUUUUAAUAAUAUAUCUCAGGCUCCUCGUCUCUGCAGUUACCAUAUGUAAAAUAAUAUUUUGAUCUAGACUUUGGGAACAUUAUUGUGCAAAUGGAAAUUUUAUCAAUGCCAUCUCACAUGCUAAAAUUUCAGACACUACUAUUCUAGUUAUUUUAUUUGCAGAUAAGUUGCGUAUAAGCCCAAUACUUUUUGUUUCAGCGUACUCCAUUCAUUUUAUGUUUUCAAGAGAUCCUAGUCAACUAUUUAUUUCCCUUUUGUAUUCUGAAGUUGAGCCGAAACCUUCUUAAAGAUAUUUUGCACAAAGUCGAUUUGACUAAAAUCAUUAACAAUGCAAUAUGAAUUUCACCUGAGAAGUGGCUAGGUCCAGUUCUUCAAUAUAGGCUUUUUUAGCAUGCUUCUGAGCAAACAAUAAUAUGAGUGAGGGUAACUUCAGAGUGGAAACAAAUGUCAUUUGACUGCUUUGUCUGAGUUUUCUCGGAGAAGCCCUGGAAGUGUUCACAAGGGUAAAACCAGCUCUUGUGCUUGGAAAAACUUCAUGAAGCACAGAUCAAUGCCCUCUGCUGGCAUGUCUAAAAGAACAUUUUAUAAGGCUCCUAAUAAGUACUUGCAGUUUGCGAAAUGUUCUCCAGUUACAGUGGCAUAUGGUUUUGCUGGGAAGUACGGGUGAAAAGCCAGAAGGUUUCAUGCAGGAGGGUGUCUCUGGUUCAUGUCCCUCUGUAAUAUGAGACCCGGGAGAUGAGUUUUAAACCGGUAAGGGAAGGGUGUAUUGUAGCAGUUUGUGUCACAUCUUUAUGUGUGACAUCACAGUUGCAGAGUGUAAGGGAUUUACAAAAAUAAUAGUGCUUUUAAAUAUAGAUUUUACAUUUUGUUGAAAAUGAAGUUUUAAAACAUCAGUUGACAAGUGGAUUUGUUUACAGGUAUACCGGAGAACAAAGCUGGGAUUUAUUCACUCUAAUCCCUUUCUCUGCAAGUUCCCAGGUUUAUUUCACUGGGUAGGAGAAAGUUGUUUUUAAGCAUUGCGUAGCACAGCAUCAAACAAUUUCAAAAGUCCCCCUCAUGGAGGAUAAGCAUUUAAAAAAAGUAGAAACAGAUUCCUUUUUUGUGUUGGUUUUACAACUUCAGAGAAGGCUGGAAAUCAAGCUGUGUUAAUUUUUUUCUUAACAAUUAAGACCAGGAGAUGUGCUUCAGUGUUGAGCAUGUAACGACUAGAGAAAUAAUAUUCUUUUGAACACAACACACUGUACUUUUCCCUGUCAACCAGCACUGUUUAGUAUCUGAUGAUCCAGUUCAUGCAUUCAGGUUUUAUUGCCCUUAAAGCAAGGAAAUUACAGAAUAGUGUGCUUUUAGUUUACAAAAAUGUAUGUGCUCCCCACAAGUGGGAUUUUGCUGACAUUUUUGGAUAAAACAAAUGUAAACCUGAAGAGCUUUUCACUUUCAGCAUUAAGACACAGAAUUUUGAUUUUUAACAUUGAGACAUCAAUGUUGAAGUAAGUUAUCCUCACAGAGGAACUUCACCCACUGUAGAAUCAGUCAUGUGAUGCAAUCUGGCUACCUGCAAAUCAUCUGUUUGUAAUAUCUCUAAAGAAAACUUUAGAAAUAGCAAUACUCCAACAGAUCUUGAACUUUGCAUUUUAUUUUUCUUGAGCUGGCAGUGGAUACACGGUUCUUGCUUCAUUUUGUGAGCUGAUUGAAUCUGUAGCUUUGAAGUCCAAGCCAGACUCUAGCCUAGUUGUCCUUUUAAUCAAAUUUCAUUGAUAAAACUGGGUGCUUGUAUUUUGGCUACUUGUUUAAUAGUGUUAGGAUUGCAAAGAUCACCACUAGGCUUUGAAGCUUUGUAUUCAUCAUUUAAGUUUGGGGUUUGUUUUUAACUUAGUUAAUGAUGGAGUGAAAGUAUGUGCCUAUCUACACUAGGGUUUCAGAUAGUGUGGAGAGUGAGUGCUCACCAUCCCCAGUUAGACAUAGUUUUAAAUGGUGAAACAGUUGUGCUGCUUAGGUGAGCAAAAUGGUUGAUGUGGGUGUGGAAGUUAAAAGCUUUACAUCUUUCAAAAACAAGAACAAACCUUAAAACAAAAACCCCACCAAGCCCACACCAGAUUCUGUUCUUGCUUGUUGUUUCCUGUGUGCUGAUUGAGCUAAUGGCUACUCUGGAUUUCUUCUGCAGCCUUGAACUUCUAGAGGAUAAAAAUACUGUGCAGAGUAAAGGUGCUGUGUGAGGAAAUAGUUUUGCAGUGGUUUUUGUCUCGUAAUGACGUGAUCUCAUAUCUGUUUGUGGCCAGACAGGGGACUACCCAGGCCUGAUGAUGCAUCUGGGUGUUGCAGAAACCCGUGCAGGAGUAAUAUCUGCCCCUCCUGGUGUAUAUUGUUCUGGCUUCUCUUACAGUUUAAAACAAAGUGAGGAUCUGCCCAUCAAAGUUACCCAUGGAAAGGUUGCUCAUGGUUUCGGUAGCAGAGCUGCAGGUUGUUCAUGGUACAGAUGCUGCUGCUUCAUCUGAGGGAGUUAACUUGAUGCUUCCUAUUUCUAGAGAAUGGGACCUUAAAAACAGCCUGCCCUCAUAACCAGGCAGCUGCUGCCUCCUGAGGAAGUUUUUUGACUUCCUGAGAAGGGCGGUCCCCUGACAAUGGAUGCUCAUUUGCAGCAUUGGGUCACCAGCUGUGGCACGGUAGGAGCUGAGGAUGCACGAACAUGCUGGGCUAAGCCACCUCGUUGGCGUGGGAGCCUGCUGGACACCUCGCAGUGGCUCCAGAAAGAGCUGCUCCCACUGGGACAGAACGUGGUGUCUGCUGAGGAAAGGGACAGUUGUCUCUCAGGCCUGUUGAUUUUUGCCGGUGUCCCUUUGAGAGGCAGCAUUUUGAAACGUCUCUGCAGUUUGCGACAGGACCUUAAUAAGCAAAACAGAAGGAAACUUCACCAUGUAGCAAAGAAGGGAGGGUUCUGCUCUCUGUUGCUGAAACUGUUUCCAUGAGACAGAUGAUUUGGAUACCUGGUGCAGGGUGACAUUGCAGUCUGAAUGCUGUCAACAAAACUUCUGUUAGGAUUAAAAUACCUUAAUAAGGUGUACCUAAUUUUCUCAUCCCUAUUUUUAUCUAUCAGUCUAUUUUGAUUCCAGCUCCACGGAGACUGUUAGAAACCUCUUUUACUAUUUCCACCAUUUUGCAGUCACUAUUGGUCUAUAGUCCAAGGAAUGAGCAAUCUGUUUUCUAACCUCUGUUUCGAACGUUUGCACGUGAUGCAAUUGAAUCCCACUGCAUUAUGCAGCAGGAUUUUAUCUUGCCUGCAAACUUUUGUACUUUCUUUGUUGAUAACGGAAUACCGCAAAACAAAAUUCUGCACUGAAGCAAACAGCCUUGCAAAAUAUUAUGCACUGCAGGCUUUGGUGAGCAGCAGACACAGAAGAGGCAUGUGAGAAACAAGUAGCUUAUGGAGGAUGCUUCCGUGGCUCUGGAAACCAGCUCCUUGUAGGUUAGAGGAGACUUCUGCUCCCCACAAAUGCCUGAGGUGCUGAGGGACGCCAACACGUCAUGUCACUGUGUGCACGGCCUGUGGGAACUACUUAGUGGCGAAUCUUCUCAAAAAAGUCUCCUGCAUCCCUGCAGUGAAGUCAGAGCUCCUGCACGGUACACACUACCUGGAAUUUUCACAUAGGACUGUUAACAGAAAUUACCCAGAACAGUUUUUCUUUUCCAAAAGACUAGGAAAAAGGAAGGCUCCAACCACAAAACAGAUUAGUUGGAACAUUGGUCAGUAAAUGCACAAAUUUAUUUUUACUGGGAUUUUUUCCUUUCCGUGCUACUGCACCACAGAAAAUCUAACUCAGAAAUUUAAGAGGAGAUGCAUCUACUGCGUAUUUCAUUGAUGUCAAGCUAUGCUGCAGAGCUGCUGGGGAAGACGUGGGGAAGCAGAGUCCCCUCUAGCCAGUGACAGGGAGUGCCCUGUGAGCCUCCACAGCCUUGAAUCCAGUGGUGAUGGGAGGUGGUGGCUUUGGCACAGGCUAGAGCACACUCCUGAUGUUUCAGAGGCGGGACACACGCAUAGGGGUGGAGUGGCAGUGUUCACUGCUGAACACAACUAGAUGUGCAACCUGGAGAGGAUCAGGGCACAGCCCACAUGUGUGGGAACUUGUGCAGUAAGGUGGAGGAGCCCGUGAGUCAGCAGGGAGCACAAAACACAGGUGCAUUUCCCAUUACACUAACAUGUCUGCCUGGCAGGUUGUGUUAUCUGACUGGCUUUGAUUAUCUCUAUUUCUGUCUCACAGAACCUGUUGGUGGCAAGUUUUAGUGUUGGUUCUGCUAAUUACUAAAGUAGUUUGAUUAGUGACUCUGUAUUACAAGGUAAUUUUGACACUUUACUGUUAACAUCUGCAGAACUUGCUUCAGCUUUGGAAAUUGAAAUGGGGAUUUUUCUGUGUCAAAGUCCCAUAAGCUUGUGCAUCUUCAUUCCUAAUUUCUUUCUUUGCCAACCCAAAUGGCAACAUACCUGGGGGCUUUUUAGACCUAUUUUUCUAAAAGUUGUUCUCAUCAUUAGCCCUGUGUGUUUCCUCUCUUGGUUGCUAAUUACCUGGAGCUGGGAUAUCAUUUAUUUGUUUCCUCCUUUACCCUCUCUCUCCAAGAAGACAAUGGGCAGGUUCUCAGCCUACCUACAUGGUGGACUUAAGGUAACAUCUCUGUAGCAACUGAGUUUGAUCUAUAAAUGUGCUUGGCUAAAUGUCUGAUCUGCAAUACUUGUAAUAGUUUAAAAUUCAAUAAAUACAUUUUUAACAGUU
Columba livia (rock pigeon) is the source of this 9013-nucleotide messenger RNA. RefSeq names its product tankyrase (gene TNKS). The record is from RefSeq and is a predicted model, not a curated record. The transcript has 27 exons. Gene Ontology annotation, cellular component: ciliary inversin compartment. Gene Ontology annotation, molecular function: NAD+ poly-ADP-ribosyltransferase activity; protein binding. Gene Ontology annotation, biological process: protein localization to ciliary inversin compartment. Lineage: Eukaryota; Metazoa; Chordata; Aves; Columbiformes; Columbidae. Bases 232 to 4041 code for a protein of 1269 amino acids.